Molecule: messenger RNA, 1551 nt
Organism: Trichoplax adhaerens
Lineage: Eukaryota; Metazoa; Placozoa; Uniplacotomia; Trichoplacea; Trichoplacidae
Exons: 14
Biological process (GO): protein dephosphorylation
Molecular function (GO): protein tyrosine phosphatase activity
Source: RefSeq, a predicted model, not a curated record
AAUAUUAUUACAGAUGAUCACUCGCGAGUUAGACUUGCGCCUGUGGAUGGUGAAGAAGGGUCGGAUUAUAUUCAUGCCAAUUAUAUUGAUGGUUUUGGCGAGACUGCAGCUUAUAUUGCAACUCAAGGACCUACGAAAGCUACAGUUGCUGACUUUUGGCGCUUGGUGUGGGAGAAAGAGAUAUCUACCAUAGUGAUGUUAACCAAUGUCGUAGAGAAUCGAAGAGAAAAGUGCCUUCAAUACUGGCCGACGGAAAAUGAAGAAAGAUUUAAAUCAAUUACAGUUAAAAUUGUUGAAUCCUUUAAUUUAGCAGAUUAUACUGUAAGGCGGUUUGAAUUAUGCAAAGAAGGGAAUGAGAAGAGUCAUGAAACUACUCAAUUCCAUUAUACGUCUUGGCCUGACCAUGGUGUGCCAAAGCAUUCUACUUCAAUCCUUAGUUUCGUAAGGAAGUCUAGCAUUUUUCAUAGUAAUAACAAGACAGGACCAAUGCUUGUUCACUGCAGUGCUGGUGUAGGAAGAACAGGAACCUACAUUACACUAGAUGCUAUGUUGAAAAGAUUAAGAAAAGAUAAGACUGUUGAUGUUAUGGGAUUUGUUGUGAAUAUGAGAAAAAAUAGAAACUAUAUGGUUCAAACCGAGACGCAAUAUAUAUUCAUACAUGAUGCUUUGGUCGAGGCUGUAAGAUGCGGAAAUACAUCAGUUGCGGCACAUAAUUUUUCUGAAUACUAUCGCAAUUUGAAAAUGCAGCAACCGAAUGGUGAUAAAACACUGCUAGAAGCUGAAUAUUCGAAUCUUCGAAAUAUUUCAUAUGAUCGAAAAAUUUGUGAGGGAAAGAAAUCAUAUAACGUAAAUAAGAACCGAGAUAAAUCUAUAUUUCCGGAUGACGAAUACCGUGUUCGCUUAUCAAUGGUACCUGGAAUUGAUGGAUCUGACUAUAUUAACGCUGGUUAUGUUGAUGGAUAUCGUCGAACGAAGGCGUACAUUGUGACACAAAUCCCCUUAGACAGCACUAUAGGAGACUUUUGGAGAAUGAUCUGGGAACAACAAUGUCGUGUAAUUGUAGCAUUAACUACAGAAAGUGAUCACGAACUGUAUGCUAAGUACUUACCCAGCGUCAAAAAGAAGAAGAUAUUUGAAGAAAUAUCUGUAGAAGCGUUAAAACAACGUAAAAAUGAAUCUUACGUGUCAACUGAUCUAAAAUUAUUUCAUAAACAGGAGUCAGCUUCGAAAAUUGUCCGCCAUCUUCACUACCUAAAUUGGAAGAAUGAAGCUCUAUCACAGCACAGUCAAGAUAUUGUAGAUUUAAUAGAUCAGGCUGAAAAAAUACAACCUCCGAACCGAAAUAAAGCCAUGACUGUCAUUUCCAGAACUGGAACUGGCCCCGCUGGAAUGUUCAUCACACUCGCAAUAUCACUAGACAAACUUAAAACAGAAAAAGAAGUAGAUAUUUUUCAAAUAGUAAAUAAAUUGAGGAGCCAAAGACCAGGCAUUAUGCAAACACAGGACCAAUAUACGUUCUGCUAUGAAACAUUGGUAGAAUACAUGAAAUGA